Messenger RNA from Asparagus officinalis (garden asparagus), 696 nucleotides. RefSeq names its product non-specific lipid-transfer protein-like protein At2g13820. Bases 1 to 555 code for a protein of 184 amino acids. Lineage: Eukaryota; Viridiplantae; Streptophyta; Magnoliopsida; Asparagales; Asparagaceae. The record is from RefSeq and is a predicted model, not a curated record. The transcript has 2 exons.
AUGGCACAAAGAAGUUCAAAGCUUGGUCUAGCUCUAAUCGUCAAUGUCGUAAUGUUAACUUGUUCUUGGGCUCAGCCUACGUGCCAACCUCCGAUCAUUAGCCUUCAACCUUGCGUUGGAUUCAUCACGAGCAACUCAUUGACUCCGUCUCGUCAAUGCUGCACUCAGCUUGAGAGUUUUGCACAGACGCAAGCACAGUGUAUGUGUGCAUUCCUCAAUGCCGCGCCUCAACUCCCUCUGCCUGUGAACACAACUCAGGCUCUCUCUCUUCCUGGUGCUUGCAAUAUCCAGGCUCCACCCCUUAGCCAGUGCAACGCUCCUUCUACAGCAUCAGCUGGAUCACCACAGGGAGCUCCAGCAGCAGAUUCUCCUGCGACACAACCGGAUGCAGAUGCUCCGUUGAAUCCCUCAACGACAGGUGUCCCUGUAUCUCAAGGUGGAUCAGAGGCAGGCCAGAAUAAAGGCCAACAACCAUCUUCAGCUAUAAGCUCCACCAAAUUCUCCCCUUUGUUUUUCUUCUUCCUUUUUGUGGCUUCGUCCUUUUAUAGUAUCUAAACUCCAAUGGUUAUAUUGUGAUCCUAUACGUGUUGUGUCUCCGUAUAUUUUCACUUGGGUUCAUGGGGAUUGGGAAAUACCUGAUUUUGGAUGGUUUGGUACUUGAUUGUAUUGGCUUUGUAUUUGUAUAAAGGAAAUUGU